Messenger RNA from Trichobilharzia szidati, 1125 nucleotides. The record is from the annotation of a GenBank genome assembly. NCBI's taxonomy places the organism in Eukaryota, Metazoa, Platyhelminthes, Trematoda, Strigeidida, Schistosomatidae.
AUGACGCAAGUAGGAAGUCUACAUAACAACAAUAAUCAUAAUCAUCAUCCCUUCUCGUUCAAUCCUCAUCAUCAUCAUAAUAAUAAAUUCGAUCAUGGCAACUCUAAAUCACUGUCACAAAUAUUCCACCUACAACUGCCUGAAUUGAUAACAUCAACACAACACAGCCGGUCACCUGCUUCAAGUGCAUGUCCAUCAGAUGAUUCUGGUAUCGAGAGAACACUGAAUUUAAGUCCAUCAUCUCCAUUUCCUGAGGACACAGAUUCAGAUGAUGCACAAUCUUUUGCAGGAUUUGAAGUUCGCCGUUCAAACAGUCAUUUACAGAUGCGUCAACAACCAUUGAAAGUUGGUACUUCUUAUCAUCAUCAAUUUGGCUGUGAUGUGGCUAGACUCUCUCCACCGGGGACUUGUGCAGCUGUUGUUGAAGACACCUGUUGUCCUUUAUUAGCAAGUCCUACAUUAUUAUUGAAACCUAAAGUUACAAAUAGUGGAAAUCGUUUUCAAAUAUUAUCCUAUGAACAAGUUACUAGAUUGCAUCAUGUCUUAUCGAAAACUAUACCAAUCCAUAGUAGACAUGCAGGAUUUCCAACGAUUAGAGUCAAGCUGAAUGAUUUGUUUGGUGCCGUGCGUGGAAAUCUCAAGGCAGCUGGAAUUCCUGUCCGAAAUAUGCGUCUCAAUGGUGGCGCAGCGUCAUACGUUAUCGGACGAGAAAACUAUCCUGCAUACAAUGAUAUCGACGUAUUGAUUUCUGUUGAUUUGACGUCAAACAGUUCAACGAUUCAAAAGGUCAAAUCAGCUGUAUUAAAUGCACUGAUAAGUUUCCUACCAGAUGAAAAGUUACAAGCUACUACUCAAGAGUCCAAUCAACUGUUCAACCGCAACAACAAAGAAGCCUAAAAUUUAACACAUUAACAGGUUCAUGUUGUAACCUUCAAUCUAACGAUGAUGAUACUGCAAACAUUAUUUCAGAAGAUCAUCAAAGUGUAUCAACCAAUUCUUCACCGAGUAAUUCUCCUGUUGUAAGAAUUAAGAGCCAUAUGAGCUCCACAGAACUGAGAAACAUUGAUACGACGAUGAUGAUAAAGCCAAGUUGUAAUUCCAGUACAAAAGAAUUCAAUGAUUUUG